GUGAAAGAGCAGCACCUUCGCCCCGUAUAAACCUAACCCUAUACUGCUUUGCUGCUAGUUAUCAAGAGUAAUGGAGGAGAAGGCACAGAUCCAAUUCCCAAGAGUGACACUGGGCAGUCAAGGAUUAGAGGUUUCUAGAUUAGGCUUCGGUUGCGUUGGACUAUCAGGACUAUACAACGCUCCUCUUUCUCAAGAAGCUGGAUGUGCAGUUAUUAAGGAAACAUUCGAUAGGGGCAUCACCUUCUUUGAUACAUCAGAUCUCUAUGGGCAUGAUCAUGACAAUGAAAUAAUGGUUGGCAAGGCUUUGAAACAGCUUCCUCGAGAAAAAAUUCAACUGGCUACAAAAUUUGGGGUGGUCAAGUUAGAGGGGGAUCGCUAUGGUCAAUAUGGGGUAAGGGGCAGCCCAGAAUAUGCUCGGGAAUGCUGUGAAGCUAGUCUUAAGCGGCUUGAGGUCGAUUAUAUUGAUCUUUACUAUCCACAUCGCAUCGACGUUACAGUGCCAAUCGAGGCUACUAUGGGGGAGCUUAAGAAGCUGGUUGAAGAAGGAAAGAUAAAAUAUAUUGGAUUAUCAGAAGCUAGCGAUGACACUAUAAGGAGAGCUCAUGCGGUUCAUCCCAUCACAGCAGUACAAAUGGAGUAUUCCCUUUGGGCCCGUGACAUCGAAGAUGAGAUUGUUCCAGUUUGCCGGGAGCUUGGUAUUGGAAUAGUUGCAUACAGCCCUCUUGGUCGUGGUUUCUUUGCUGGAAAGGCAGUUCUUGAGCCCUUGCCCCCGGAGAGCGUAUUGUCUAUGUUUCCAAGGUUCAGCGGGAAAAAUUUUGAGAAGAACAAAAAUCUUUAUAACAAACUUGCCAAUCUGGCUGAAAAGCAUGCCUGCACCACUCCUCAACUAGCUUUGGCAUGGCUUCUCCAUCAGGGUGGAGACAUUGUCCCAAUCCCUGGUACAACUAAAGUUAGGAACCUUGAUAACAACAUUGGUUCCUUGUCUGUAAAACUCUCUGAAGAUGAUCUGAAUGAAAUUUGCGAUGCCGUGCCCAUAGAUGAAGUUGUUGGUGCUCGACAAAUUGCUGCUCUUUCUCACCAGGCUUGGAAUUUUGCCAAUACCCCAUCAAGGUAA
Carya illinoinensis is the source of this 1114-nucleotide messenger RNA. Its product is annotated as perakine reductase-like. Gene Ontology annotation, cellular component: cytoplasm. The record is from RefSeq and is a predicted model, not a curated record. NCBI's taxonomy places the organism in Eukaryota, Viridiplantae, Streptophyta, Magnoliopsida, Fagales, Juglandaceae. Bases 71 to 1114 code for a protein of 347 amino acids. The transcript is spliced from 7 exons.